GCACAGUGCGCGCAGGCUGCGAGGCGGAGCGGAGGCGCGGGCGCACGCGAGAGAGAGAGGGAGAGGGAGGGGUGGAGAGGGAGAGAAACAGAGAGAGUGAGUGAGAGAAAGAGGGAGAGAGGCGGCCUACUUCACGAUCACUUUUGGGGAGGAGGCUACAACUGUCCCCGCUGGUGGUGGUGGUGAAAGAUGCGGUUUCAUUCCGACUCUGUGCGCCGCGCGGUCCGCCUCAGACGCUGGUGAUGCCCGCCGCGCAGGGAUCACCACCCAGCAGCAGCAGCAGCAGCAGCAGGAGCAGCAGGAGGAGCAGGAGGAGCAGGAAGAGGUGGGGGUCAGGACAACAGUGCGUCGGGGUGCCGACGGUGAGCUCGGGACCAUGGCCAACGGAACCGGUACUAUCAUGUUAAAAUGCGUUGUGGUGGGAGACGGUGCGGUGGGCAAAACGUGUCUCCUGAUGAGCUAUGCCAACGACGCCUUCCCAGAGGAGUAUGUGCCCACAGUGUUUGAUCAUUAUGCAGUCAGUGUCAACGUCGGUGGGAAGCAGUACUUGCUGGGACUGUACGACACAGCUGGUCAGGAGGACUACGACCGCCUGAGGCCGCUGUCCUACCCGAUGACCGAUGUCUUCCUCAUCUGCUUCUCAGUGGUAAACCAGGCCAGCUUCCAGAACGUACGUGAGGAAUGGGAGCCUGAGUUGCAGGAGUAUGCACCCAGUGUCCCUUACUUGCUCAUUGGCACCCAGAUUGACCUUCGUGAUGACCCCAAGACCAUUGCCAAACUGAAUGACAUGAAGGAGAAGCCCAUUCCCACUGAGCAAGGACAGAAACUAGCAAAAGAGAUCGGUGCAUGUUGCUACGUGGAAUGUUCAGCUUUGACCCAGAAGGGCCUGAAGACGGUGUUCGACGAGGCGAUCAUCGCAAUCCUGACCCCUAAGAAAAAGAAGGGAGCUUUAAAGAGAAGACUGGGACCCCGCUGCAUCAACUGCUGCCUGAUCACGUGAUACGUACCAGGAGAACAUGCGGAAACCGAGCAUGUAACCAAACCUCGGCAAGAGGCGAAAAAACGACAAGAGCAAAAUGCACAGACGGCAGAGUGAGACAAAAAGCCUGAAAAGGACUAACAGGAGCUGCUUUUCAGCUGCGAGGCUCUUGAAAGGCCGUAACUCUCGUCCUCUGUCCAGCACAGGUUGAUGAUGCAGUUUACAACCAAAGGAGCACAAAACCCAAGUCAGCUUCUUCUUUUGAAAGACUUUUGCCUCCAAAGUACCUUCUUUUAUAACCAUUUUUAUUCAUUUGUUUUCUGGUACAAAAUUGUUGUACGGUGUCAUGGGAAAGAAAUAACACAAAAUGACAUUUUAGCUUUAAGAAAAAUACUAUAUUUUAAGUUCAUGUUAUGUCUUUGGUUUUGAAAGGUAGAUUACUGAUUUGUGCAUUUGUCUUCAUGAGAGCAGAUCGGAGAAAGUCUGCAGUUGAUAAAUAAUGAGAGGCUUAUUUAAGUGACACUGUGACAAUAGACACGUUACAUUUCUGGACACGGAGCGCUGCAAGGAAAACGUCUUUGUUAGCAAUUAAAAAGACAGCAAGAACUUUCCUUUGGAUUUCGGGGGUGUUGGAAAAAAUAAUGUUUAGAACACUGGCUUGUUUUGUUCGCAAAUUAACACCACUUUUGGGAUUUGUCCAUUGUGAAAGCAAUCCAUCGAAGUAGAGAGCUAAUUUUAGAAUAUAAACAAAUUAUUCUGCAGUGGCAUAACAAAUAAAAAAGUAACCAAUGAACUUUUAUAAGAAAGAUAUAAGAUUCAGUGAGAUAUUGACUGAAGUCUUGUAGAUUGCAGAACAAAACAUUCUCCACUUAUUCCAGGCAUCCAACCCAUUUUAAAAAAAACAUUGAGACGAGGGAACCGGAGGAUUGAAAAUGCACUCUUUCAUUUUGGGGUUUUAGGACUAAUUCCUGAAGCGCUCCAAACGGCACAGUUUCCUCAGCCUCAGAGAGCCUGUUGGCCUCCAAAGUCUGUCCAGCCAUUUGCUAACUGCGGACCUGCAAAUGAAACCACACAUCUUUUGAUUUUGGAAGUUUUAGAGUCUCUUUUCGCCUUAUGAAAACCCUAAUUUAUAGUGUGGCAUGUCACGACAUUUUGUAAGUUAAGGGCUGUGGUCUUUAUCGGGAACUGAAGAGCUUUUUUGUCCAUUUCAAAAUAUGAUCUAGAUCUAAUCAUUCUACAUCUCUAAAGAGGUAGAUCUAGAGAGGUGGUCUAGUUCUAGUUUGUGCAAAUAUUAUUUUAUCAGUUGUUUUUUCUUUUUUUUUUUGCUGUCCUGUAAUAAUACUUUAUCCUUGUAUCACCUUCAAGAAGGUUUAGAAGAAGAGGGAUCUCAUUUUAGAAAUGAGACCGAAUCACAUCCAACGCCCAAAGAAUCUAGCGCACACUUUCAUCAAAACCCGGCUGUGACCCGGUAGUGUGAACAUGAAGCACAGUGUGCGCCACGUUAUGUCACGACACAAGAAAAGCACAUUCCUCUGCUUUUAAAUAUAGUUCCCAGAGAAGGCUGAUUGAAGCACACAAGAUACACGCUGUCCCAUCAGGCACAAGGACGAGCAGCAUCUUACCACGAACAAUCAACACUUAAAGGGAAAAACUGAAAAGAAACAGUUUAUAAAAGAUGAGGGCUGCAGCAGCUUUUUGUACAGGUGAAACUCGAAAAAUUAGAAUAAAAGGUGAAACUAAUAUAUUAUAUAUACUCAUUACAUGCAAAGUGAGAUAUUUCAAACCUUUAUUUGAUAUAAUUCUGAUGAUUAUGGCUAUAUAAUAUAUAUAUAU
Messenger RNA from Pungitius pungitius (ninespine stickleback), 2812 nucleotides. It is a transcript of the gene rhoq, whose product is annotated as ras homolog family member Q. Gene Ontology annotation, biological process: endocytosis; cortical actin cytoskeleton organization; establishment or maintenance of cell polarity. Gene Ontology annotation, molecular function: GTPase activity; protein kinase binding; GTP binding. The record is from RefSeq and is a predicted model, not a curated record. The transcript is spliced from 5 exons. The coding region runs from base 377 to 1000 and encodes 207 amino acids. NCBI's taxonomy places the organism in Eukaryota, Metazoa, Chordata, Actinopteri, Perciformes, Gasterosteidae.